AUGGAUAUUGGAGGUGCUCAAACUACCGGAUAUACGGAUCAAACUGGAGGAUAUGGAGCAGGUGCUGCUGCAGGAGGUGCUGCAGCAGGAGGUGUUUCUGCAGAUGGUGCUGCUGCAGGAGGUUUUACGGAUCCUACAGCAGCAGCAGGUGCUGCGGGAGGUUAUGGAGGAGGUGCCGCGGGAGGCGCUGCAGGUGGAGGUUAUGCAGAUACUUCAGCAGGAGGUGCUGCAGGUGGAGGUUAUACCGAUACUUCAGCAGGAGGUCCUGGAGGUGGAGGUUAUACAGAUUCUUCUGCAGGAGGUUAUUCACAAGGUACUGCAGGAGGCACUGCAGAUUCUUCAUCAGGAGGUGAUGCAGGAUCGACAGGAGAUACAGAAGGAACAGGAUUAACAGAGAAACAGGAAGGUUCAGACAACAAGGACGCAAUAAUCGCAGGAGGAGCAGGACUAGCAGCAGGAGCAGGAAUAGCUGCAGCAAUUGUGCAUCGCAGGAAUAAAAAAAAAUUACAGCAAGCGCAACUUGGAAAUGCUGGAUUUGGACAUGAAGCAUAUGGACAUCCUAGAUUUGAACAUCCUGGACAUCCUGGAUUCGAACAUCCUGGGUAUUCUAGAUUUGAGCGUCCUGGGUCUUCUAGAUAUGGUCCACAUCCUGAACCUUUUGGAUAUGGUUCCCGUCCUGGGCCUUCUGGAUAUAGUUCGCAUCCUGGAUCUGCUGGUCCAGCACAUCAUUCUGAUGAACAUGGCGCACAUCCUGCACAUGAUGAACAUGGUACACAUUCUGGACAUGGUGAACAUCAAGCACAUUCUGGUUCUGCUGGACACGGUGCACAUUCUGGACAUGAUACGCAUGGUACACACAUAACAGUUGAACAUACUGUACAUCAUCAUAGUUAUCAUAAGCCUGAACAUGAAUCGCAUGCAGCACAUGUGCAUCAAUCUCAUCCAGAACAUUCGCAUGAAUCUCAUGCAACUCAUCCGCACGAAUCUCAUCCAGCCCAUCCCCAUGAAUCACAUCCAACACAUCCCCAUGAAUCACAUCCAACACAUUCGCAUGAAUCUCAUUCAGAACAUGCGCAUGAAUCUCAUCCAGCACAUGCGCACGACUCUCAUCCAGAACAUGCGCAUGACUCUCAUCCAGCACAUGAACAUAAGGAAAAUCAUCAUAAACAUGAACCUCAACACCAUCCAGUUCAUGCAGCAUAA
This is a messenger RNA of Belonocnema kinseyi, 1203 nucleotides long. Its product is annotated as glycine-rich cell wall structural protein 1.8-like. NCBI's taxonomy places the organism in Eukaryota, Metazoa, Arthropoda, Insecta, Hymenoptera, Cynipidae. The transcript is spliced from 2 exons. The record is from RefSeq and is a predicted model, not a curated record. Bases 1 to 1203 code for a protein of 400 amino acids.